AUGGCAUCAAACAUCUUAGUGAACAUCCAGGAGGAGGUGACCUGCCCCAUCUGCCUGGACCUCUUGAAAGAGCCCCUAAGCCUAGACUGUGGCCACAGCUUCUGCCAAGUCUGCAUCACUACAAACAACAAGGAGUCCGCGGCAACCCAGGAAGAGAAGAGCAGCUGCCCUGUGUGCAGAAUCGGUUAUGAGCCUGGACAACUGCGGCCUAAUCGGCAUCUGGCCAACAUAGCAGAGCAGCUCAGAGGAGUCAAGAUGAGCCCGGAGGGGGAGCAGAAGAAAGAGCUCUGUGUGCGCCAUGGAGAGAAACUCCUGCUAUUCUGUAAGCAAGAUGGGAAAGUCAUUUGCUGGCUUUGUGAGCGGUCUCAGGAGCACCGUGGUCACCAGACCUUCCUCAUUGAGGAGAUUGUCCAGGAGUACCAGGGAAAGCUCCAGGGCACCCUUGAGCAGAUGAGGGAAAAGCUGCAGGAAUCUGGACAUUUGGAAGCUGAAGUCAAAGAAAGGACAACUUCCUGGAAGAGUCAAAUACAAAGUGAGAGACAACGUGUCCAGGCAGAUUUUGCAGAACUGAGAGGUCUCCUGGACUCGGCGGAGCAGAAGGAGCUGCAAAACCUGAAUAAGGAGGAAGAAAUCAUUCUCCAUAAACUGGCAGAGGAUGAAAGUGAGCUUGUUCAGCAGAGCCAGUUGAUAGACGUUCUCAUCUCAGAUCUGGAGCAUCGAUUGGAAGCGUCAGACAUAGACAUGCUGCAGGAAGUGCCUGACAUCAUACAAAGGUGUUGGAAUUUCACUCUGAAGAAGCCAAAAACUUUUCCCGAACAACCAAGACGUAUGUUCCAAGCUCCGGAUCUGAGAGCGAUGCUGCGAGGGCUUACCGUUGAUGUCACCUUGAAUCAGACCAGCAAUGGACGCAGUGUUCGAUUUCUGCAAAUAAGAGAGAAGUGAAUUCUUUGUGGGACAAUACUCCAGUUAAAACAUAUCCGAAUUACUGUUAUGGAGAUUUUUCU
Talpa occidentalis (Iberian mole) is the source of this 1004-nucleotide messenger RNA. Its product is annotated as tripartite motif-containing protein 5-like. The transcript is spliced from 7 exons. Bases 1 to 942 code for a protein of 313 amino acids. The record is from RefSeq and is a predicted model, not a curated record. Gene Ontology annotation, molecular function: zinc ion binding. Lineage: Eukaryota; Metazoa; Chordata; Mammalia; Eulipotyphla; Talpidae.